Drosophila simulans is the source of this 673-nucleotide messenger RNA. RefSeq lists its product as uncharacterized. Lineage: Eukaryota; Metazoa; Arthropoda; Insecta; Diptera; Drosophilidae. The transcript has a single exon. The coding region runs from base 46 to 378 and encodes 110 amino acids. The record is from RefSeq and is a predicted model, not a curated record.
GUGCGAAUUAGCAAUCAGUUCGCGAGUGGGAACCGAUCCAUUCAGAUGGCAGCCGCAGCAGUCCAAAGUUUCGGCCAGGAGGAGCUCUUCGUCAGCCGGGCCACAAUCCAGUUGCAGUUGCCCCAGGGCGGAGCCAGUUCGCCCAUCUUCGAGUGGCGCACACAGGUGGCCACGCCCACGCCAGCGGCUGAUCCCGCCCACGAGGAGAAGUGCAUUAGAGGGCACCAGAGCACGGAAGCUGCCACGCCCAAGAGCAAUAUCUACACGCCCCCGCGAAUCCUGGGCACGGAGGCGAAACGCAAGAACCUGCCCCAAACGUUGAGCAACUUCUUCGAGGCGGAGCGCUACUCCAGCGCCUGGAAUCGCGUGACCAAGUAGGCUGCUCUUCCAGUCCCAAUCCGAGUUCCAAUCCCGAAAACCAACCGAAGGGAGGCCUAAUCGAUUAACCCAUUAAGUGGCAAGAGCUGCAGGAUAGUGAAAUUCCAUUCCGUUGCCAAAAAUUCCAAUUCAUGCCCCAAAAUUGCUUACCCGAUUCGGGAGCGGGAGUGGGAGGAUAGAAAUGGCCGCCCAGGGCUGAACCAACUAUGUAUAUAAGCAUCCCAUGAAUAUUUAUGUGCCACCCUCUUGUACCCUGAUAAUGCAAUAAAAGUAUUAUUUGAUAGAUAAAGCGGAA